Trypanosoma grayi is the source of this 486-nucleotide messenger RNA. Its product is annotated as MIP18 family protein. Bases 1 to 486 code for a protein of 161 amino acids. NCBI's taxonomy places the organism in Eukaryota, Euglenozoa, Kinetoplastea, Trypanosomatida, Trypanosomatidae. The transcript has a single exon. Gene Ontology annotation, biological process: iron-sulfur cluster assembly. The record is from RefSeq and is a predicted model, not a curated record.
AUGACGGAGCUCGUCAACCCCAACCCGACGGUCUUCCGCGGCUCUCAGCACCAACAGCAGCAGCGGGGUGCGGCGGAGCUGCAGCAGGAGCAGGACGAAGACGCCCGCGACCCCAUCGAUGCGCUUGAGAUCUACGAUCACAUUCACACAAUACGCGACCCGGAACACCCGAACACGCUCGAGGAGCUGAAGGUUGUGGAGCCGCACCUUAUCACUGUGGACGAGUCGCGGAGCACCGUGCGGGUGCAGUUCACGCCUACUGUGCCGCACUGUAGCAUGACGACGCUAAUCGGGCUGUGUAUUAGUCUGAAGCUUCAGCGCUCGCUGCCGCGGUGCAUGAAGGUGGACGUGUACGUCACGCCCGGCUCGCACGAGCAGGAGGAGCAGGUGAACAAGCAGCUGAAUGACAAGGAGAGAGUGGCGGCGGCGCUGGAGAAUAAGAACCUCCUCAACGUUGUGGAGUCUUGCUUGUAUGAGUUCGAGUAA